Messenger RNA from Salvelinus namaycush (lake trout), 1287 nucleotides. Its product is annotated as solute carrier family 22 member 13. Gene Ontology annotation, cellular component: membrane. The transcript has 8 exons. The record is from RefSeq and is a predicted model, not a curated record. Gene Ontology annotation, biological process: transmembrane transport. Bases 1 to 1287 code for a protein of 428 amino acids. Gene Ontology annotation, molecular function: transmembrane transporter activity. NCBI's taxonomy places the organism in Eukaryota, Metazoa, Chordata, Actinopteri, Salmoniformes, Salmonidae.
AUGAAUUUCGAACAGAUUCUAACAGCUGUAGGAGGGUUUGGAAAGUACCAGAAGAUUCUGUAUGUGUGGAUCUGUCUGCCUCAGAUACUACUGGGUUUUCACAUGAUGGCCAGCAUCUUUACCGGGGCUACACCAGGACAUCGCUGCCGGGACAGCCCGAGCUCAGGCCCCGGUAAUAACGUUCAUAAUGGUAGCCUGGCUUUGACUUCAUCCGUUACUGUUACUGCAAAGCUGAACCUCAGCAUCCCGGUGGAUCCACAGGUGGACGACUCCUGCGUCCUCAUGGACAUUCUAACAGAGAACGGGACUGCGCGCGCGCCUUGCGAGCACGGAUGGGUGUACAGCCAGGAUAUUUAUCAAAGCACUACCAUCACCGAGUGGGACUUGGUGUGUGACAAGGCAUGGCUCAACAGUUUGGGGUCUUCUGUCUACAUGUUGGGUCUGCUGGUGGGAGCAGUCAUCUUUGGAGCUAUGGCAGACAGGAUUGGUAGGAGGUAUGCCCUGCUCCUCUCCCUAGCACUACAGACAGUGUUUGGAGUGGCUGCGGCUUUUGCUCCAAACUUCCCUGUGUAUGUCCUGCUGCGAUUUAUUCUGGGGACUACUAUCUCUGGAGUCAUCAUCAACGCCUUUGUACUGGGUACAGAGUGGACGUGUGCCCAGCGUCGUAUGUUAGCUGGUGUCUUCACUGACUACUUCUUUGGCCUGGGCUACAUGCUAAUAGCUGGACUAGCCUACCUCAUACGAGACUGGAGAAAACUACAGCUGGCUAUAUCUGUUCCUGGCUUUCUGUUCAUCUUCUAUAUAUGGGUGCUUCCUCAGUCAGCUAGGUGGUUGCUAGCCAAUGACAGGAGAGAGGAGGCCAUUGUUCUACUACGCAAAGCUGCUACAGUCAACGGACGUGUAUUACCACCUACUAUACAGGUACCACACAGACACAUCUUGUGUUUUUCACAAAGGAGACACUCAGCUGCAGAUCUCAUUAGAACACCCCAGAUGAGGAAAAGAGCUCUUAUCCUUUUCUAUGUCUGGUUUGUGAAUGUAUUGGUAUAUUAUGGACUGUCUCUAGGUGUAUCUAAACUGGGCUCAGACCUCUACCUGACUCAGUUCAUCUUUGGAUUGGUGGAGAUCCCUGCCAGGUCAUUGGUCCUCCUGUUCCUCCCUUGGAGCAGACGCCUAUCCCAGAGUGGCUUUCUGGCCCUUGGGGGCGUGGCCUGUCUGCUCACUCUAACUGUACCUACAGUCCUCAAGCGAAGGGAAGAGGUGAAAGCAGGAGAGCGCAUAACCUAG